ACUCGGUCGAUCUCGCAACCAGUGCCCCCACUGUUCCACUGAUCCCACAGCUCCACCAACCAAUCCAGCCGUAAACGAUCCAGUACAGACAGACGCGGCGAGAAAUGGGCUCGUUGCCGGAGCAGCAGCAGCAGCAGGUCGUCUUCCGGUCGACGCUGCCGGACAUCGUCAUCCCGGACCACCUCCCGCUCCACGACUACGUCUUCGAGCGCCUGGCGGAGCGCCGCGACCGCGCGUGCCUCAUCGACGGCGCCACGGGCGAGACGCUCACGGUCGGCGACGUGCACCGCCUCUCCCGGCGCGUGGCGGCGGGGCUGUAUUCCCUCGGCGUCCGCAAUGGCAGCACUGUGAUGCUGCUCCUCCCCAACUGCGUCGAGUUCGCGCUGGCCUUCCUCGCCGCGUCCCGCCUCGGCGCCGCCACCACCACGGCGAACCCGCUCCACACCCCGCCCGAGAUCGCCAAGCAGGCCGCGGCGUCGCGCGCCACCCUCGUGGUCACCGAGCCGGCGUUCGUCGCCAAGGUGCGGGGCCUCGCGGGAGUGGUCAUCGUCGCCACGGGCGACGGCGCCGAGGGCUGCGCCUCGUUCUCCGAUCUCGCGGCCGCCGACGACUCGGCUCUGCACGAGGCGCCCAUCGACGUGGCCAGCGACGUGGUGGCGCUGCCCUACUCGUCGGGCACCACGGGGCUCCCCAAGGGCGUCAUGCUGUCGCACCGCGGGCUGGUCACCAGCGUGGCGCAGCUCGUCGACGGCGACAACCCCAACCUCCACCUCCGGGAGGACGACGUGGUGCUCUGCGUGCUCCCCAUGUUCCACGUCUACUCGCUGCACUCCAUCCUGCUCUGCGGGCUGCGCGCCGGCGCCGCCCUCGUCGUCAUGAAGCGCUUCGACACGGUCAAGAUGAUGCAGCUGGUGGAGCGCCACGGCAUCACCAUCGCGCCGCUCGUGCCGCCCAUCGUCGUCGAGAUGGCCAAGGGCGACGCCAUGGACCGCCACGACCUCUCCUCCGUGCGCAUGGUCAUCUCCGGUGCCGCGCCCAUGGGCAAGGAGCUGCAGGACAUCAUCCACGCCAAGCUCCCCAAUGCCGUGCUCGGACAGGGCUAUGGGAUGACGGAGGCAGGUCCGGUGCUGUCGAUGUGCAUGGCGUUCGCCAAGGAGCCGUCGCCGGUGAAGUCCGGCGCCUGCGGCACGGUGGUGAGGAACGCGGAGCUCAAGAUCGUCGACCCGGAGACCGGGGUGUGCCUCGGGCGCAACCAGCCCGGGGAGAUCUGCAUCAGGGGGAGGCAGAUCAUGAAAGGGUACCUCGACAACCCGGAGGCGACGGCGGAGACCGUGGACAAGGAAGGGUGGCUGCACACCGGCGACGUCGGGUUCGUGGACGCCGACGACGAGAUCUUCAUCGUGGACCGGCUCAAGGAGCUCAUCAAGUACAAGGGGUUCCAGGUGGCGCCCGCGGAGCUCGAGGCCAUGCUCAUCGCCCACCCCGGCAUCGCCGACGCCGCCGUCGUCCCGAUGAAGGAUGACGCCAGCGGCGAGGUCCCUGUGGCGUUCGUGGUGCCGUCGUCGGACAGCGCCGACAUGACCGAGGACGAGAUCAAGCAGUACGUGGCGAAGCAGGUGGUGUUCUACAAGAGGCUGCAGAAGGUCUUCUUCGUGAGCACCAUCCCCAAGGCGCCGUCGGGCAAGAUUCUGAGGAAGGACCUCCGAGCAAAGCUGGCCGUCGGAUCGUGCUGAUGAUGCUUGAUAUAUUUGUACACGAAAUAUAUAAUCGGUUCGGUUUUUGUUCUCGUCAUCAUGCUAUUUUUUUAAUGAAAUCAUGCUAAUUUAAAGGGAGAAGUAUAUUUUUCGUCCCUUAACUCUUUCAAAAGUAUAGAAAUGGUCCCUCAACUAGAAAACCAUCAAAAUUUGGUCUCUUAACUAUUCAAACCGGAUAAGUUUAGUUCCUCAUACCACUUUGACUGUUUUUUUCUGACGUGGAGUGGUUUUGACUAAAACUAGAUACAUCCUAUAGGCUGGGCCGUGACAUCAGCGUGUACAAAUGUGCAGGGUCCCACAUGUCAGCCUCAGGAAGAAAGAAUAAUAGCUUAAAAUAAAAUGUAUGCCACAUGUUUCGAACUUAAUAUCGGAAGUAGGCCAGAUCAGUAGGUAACCACCAUACCACGGAUACUAUGUAGUAUUACACAGACAAGUAUAAAAUCUUUUGUAGUUUUGCAUAUAUUAAGCAUGUUCGCUGUACAAUGAUAUUAACUCAUUUAAAAGUGAUUUAUUUUUUUCA
Triticum aestivum (bread wheat) is the source of this 2274-nucleotide messenger RNA. RefSeq names its product 4-coumarate--CoA ligase 5. Lineage: Eukaryota; Viridiplantae; Streptophyta; Magnoliopsida; Poales; Poaceae. Gene Ontology annotation, molecular function: CoA-ligase activity. The record is from RefSeq and is a predicted model, not a curated record. The transcript is spliced from 3 exons. The coding region runs from base 105 to 1733 and encodes 542 amino acids.